Penicillium argentinense is the source of this 561-nucleotide messenger RNA. RefSeq lists its product as uncharacterized. Gene Ontology annotation, biological process: protein acetylation. The record is from RefSeq and is a predicted model, not a curated record. The transcript has a single exon. NCBI's taxonomy places the organism in Eukaryota, Fungi, Ascomycota, Eurotiomycetes, Eurotiales, Aspergillaceae. Gene Ontology annotation, molecular function: N-acetyltransferase activity. Bases 1 to 561 code for a protein of 186 amino acids.
AUGCAGCGCAGCUGGCGCCAAGACGCAGACAAACUCACAUUCAUCGUCUGCCGUCCUACACCAACCCUGACAGAAAAGAGUGACUCUCCCGAGAACAUGGUGGGGGACAUCAAUCUUUUUCUUCGAGUAGACGACGGCGAAGACGGCGACUCGCCACCGCAGAUCGUCGGUGAAAUUGAGCUCAUGAUUGCGGAGAAGAUCAAUCAGCGUCGUGGGUUCGGGAAGGCUGCGCUAUUGGUCUUUUUGCGGUAUAUCAUUAAGCAUCAGGAGGAGAUCUUGGAGGAGUUUGUGAGCCGGGGUGUUGAGGCUAAGAUGGCGGAGAAGGUGAGGGGUGUUGGGGAUCUGGCGUUUGAGUGUUUGAGUGUCAAGAUCGGGCAGAAUAAUGUGCGGAGUUUGGCGCUUUUUGGUGGGCUAGGGUUUGUGAAGCUUUCUGCGGAGCCGAAUUUCUUCGGGGAGUUUGAGCUUAGGAGGACGGAGUUGGGGGUGCAGGGGGUUGUUGAGGGGCUUGCGAAGGCUGGUGUUGAAGGGUAUGGGGAGGCGGGUUAUAUGCGGAAAGAAUAG